Metopolophium dirhodum (rose-grain aphid) is the source of this 3882-nucleotide messenger RNA. RefSeq names its product zinc finger protein 260-like. Gene Ontology annotation, molecular function: RNA polymerase II cis-regulatory region sequence-specific DNA binding; DNA-binding transcription factor activity. The transcript has 4 exons. The record is from RefSeq and is a predicted model, not a curated record. Gene Ontology annotation, biological process: regulation of transcription by RNA polymerase II. Lineage: Eukaryota; Metazoa; Arthropoda; Insecta; Hemiptera; Aphididae. The coding region runs from base 488 to 2527 and encodes 679 amino acids.
UUCAUAUAUUCUGUGAUGACCACAUGUGUGAUUUAGUAUUCUUUUCUAUGGUGAUGAUACUGUCUUAUACUGUAUUUAGUCUUAUAUUCAGUCUCAGUGGGUGUUCUGUGUGAGGUAUACAAUUUUAAACUGUAAAGCAAUUGGUACAAAAAAUAAAUCAUUUUAAUUUCUGUCUGGUAAAAUCAUAGACCUAAUACUCGGAGUAUUAUCUCGUGUAAAAUACUAAAAUAAAACAUCGCCCGACGCCCGUCGCCCAUACGCAAUCGGCCAUCAGUACUGUUAAAGCAUAAAGAUAAUUUUACUUAUUUUUGUCUUGUUUUUACGUUCUGCCUUUUGGUAAUAAUUAGCGAUGGUGCGGAUUAUUGGAGAAUGAUCUGAUGGUAUUUUGGACUAGUAAUAAUAUCAGCUAAUAAAUAAUACAGCGUGAAUGAACAGUAAGUACCUUUAUCUAAUUGAAAAACAAACAAUAAAGAGAAUAUAAUUCAAUAUGGAACCAUUAAGAACAACAGUUGAUGAUUGGGCUAUAAAUUCCAAGUAUAAUGAUAUAAUACACAGUACUAGAGUGUUGUCAAUCCCACUUAUUAGAUGUGAUGAUCAAGUAUUUAAUAGAAUUAUUAAACCAGAAAAUAUUGUCGAUCAAGUAUUAAGUGGAAUAAUUAAACAGGAAAAUAUUGAUAGUCAAGUAUUUAAUGGGAUAGUUAAAGAGGAAAUUAUUGAUGAAACAGACCAUCACAAUGAUACUCAAUUAUUACAAAAAGGAACUAAAACUGAAGAAGAAAGAAGCACAGUUGAUAUCGAAAUUAAAUCAGAAAUAGAUUUUAUUGACUGUUAUGAAUUUGAAGGGACAACAGUUUUAAACGAAAGCAACUCUUCAGAAUUUAUUACUGGUAUGAAUUUGGACACGACAUCUAACUGCCGAAGGAAAAAUCCAUUGACUGAUAACCGUGAUAAAAUGUUUACAGCAUCCAAUUCAACUGUGCAUACAAAAAUACAUGUCGGAGACAAACCUUCUACAUAUAGUAUCUGUGAUAAAGGGUUUGUUUCAUCAGGUGAUUUAACAAAGCAUACAAGAACACAUAUAGACAAAAAGCCUUAUAAAUGUGCUAUCUGUGAUCGAACUUUUUCUCUGAAAUCAUACUUAACAAAGCAUACUAGGACGCAUACCGAUCUAAAGGAAUAUAAAUGCGAUAUCUGUAAUCGAGCUUUUCUUCAAAAAAAUAAUUUAUUGAUACAUAUAAGGGUACAUACCGGCGAAAGACCAUAUAAAUGUGAUAUCUGCAAAAAAGCGUUUUCUCAAUCAAGUAGUCUAUCAAAGCAUAUAAGGACACAUUCCGGAAAAAAACCGUAUAAAUGUGAUAUCUGUAAUAAACUGUUUUCUGAAGCUAGAAGUUUAAAAAAGCAUACGCAGGCACAUACCGGGGUGAAGCCUUAUAAAUGCGAUAUCUGUAAAAAAGCUUUUUCGCAGAAAUGUUAUUUAAUGGUACAUAAAAAGAGGCAUACCGGCAAAAAGCCUUAUAAAUGUGCUAUUUGUGAUAAAGCUUGUUCUCAGAAAAUACAUUUAAAAACUCAUAUGAGAACGCAUAUGAAGACGGAUAAUGACGAAAAGCCAUAUAAAUGUAAUAUCUGUGAUAAAAGGUUUUUUGAAACAUCUAGUUUAACAAAACAUACGAGGACACAUACCGGUGAAAAGCCGUAUAAAUGUGAUAUAUGUGAUAGACCUUUUUCUUUGAAAUCAUCUUUAAGAAAACAUAAAAUGACACAUACUAGAGAAAAACCGUAUACAUGUGAUAUCUGUGGUACAAGGUUUUCUAGAAAAUCUCAUUUAAGAAUACAUUCUAGGACGCAUACCGGCGAAAAACCAUAUCAAUGUAAUAUCUGUGAUCGAUUAUUUUCUCAAUCAAGUAAUCUAAGAACGCAUACAAAGAGACAUACCGGAGAAAACCGAUCUAAAUGUGAUAUCUGUAAUAAACAGUUUUCCGGAACAUCUAGUUUAGCAAAGCAUACUAAGACACAUACCGGAGUCAAGCCAUUUAAAUGUGAUAUCUGUAAUCAAGCUUUUUUCCAAAAAAGUACUUUAACAACGCAUACAAGGAUACAUACCGGUGAAAAGCCAUAUAGUUGUGACAUCUGUGACAAGGGGUUUGUUUCAUCAGGUGAUUUAACAAAGCAUACAAGAACGCAUACCGGUGUAAAGCCAUAUAAUUGUGAUAUCUGUGGUAAGAGUUUUGCUCAAUCACCAGAUUUAACAAAGCAUAAAAGGAUCCAUACAGGUGUAAAGCCAUAUAAAUGUGAUAUAUGUAACCAGGCUUUUAACCAAAAAAGUGCUUUAACAAAGCAUACAAGGAGACAUACCGGUGAAAGGCCAUAUAAUUGUGAUAUCUGUGGUAAGAGUUUUGCUCUACCACCAGAUUUAACGAAGCAUAAAAUGACCCAUACCGGUGUAAAGCCAUAUAAAUGUGAUAUUUGUAAUAAAUCUUUUUCUGCGAAUAAAUCCUUAAAACACCAUAAAAUGACACACUUUAAAUAGUCUUUAGAAAUAACAUAUAUACAAAACACUUAAAAUUAUAUAUUAUUUAUUAUUUCUGAACUUUAAAUUUUAAUAAACCUGAACUUCAAUCAUCUCACAGUAAUGUCAAUAAAAAUCCACAUUUCCUCUACUCUCAAUAACUUUUUAAUACUGAAAAAAUUAAUUCUUAUUUAUCUUACUUAAUACCUUUCCUAGAAAAAGAACCCGAUGACUCGAAUGAUAAUGUUAACUUAUUCAAAUCAUAUUUUUCUGAUACAAAUUGUAACAGUACACCAGCAAACAAUACAAAAACGGUCCUUUUCAGGACCACCAUUCGCAGUGCAAUACGACCGCACAAAUGACUAGGACGACUUCGAACCCUUAUUACAGGGCCCCAAGUAGUCCCACACAUAUAAUUCCGAGAGCUACAUGUAGUGAGACUUUAACGAAGCGAACGACGCCAACCCCGCACACACAACCCCAAAGCAAGGUGACAAAGUCACUUUUCGUACCGAACACAAACACAACCGCACACGCACGGUGCGGUAAGCACUAUAUAUACUGGACGUAAUCUCGCACACUGCAUCAGUCUUCCGUCAACUUUCAUACCUUCAACAUCACAGUAACCAGAAGGAACGAAGACCUGAAGACCUUACGAAAUGGCUGCCUACGAUCCAGCGACAACGUACGGAGCAGCAGAAUAGUAGAACGACAAGAACUGGCCGUAGUUCGAUACAAGAUCAAAUCGCCUAAGUCAUUCGACGCCGCCCGCUGACGACAACCACCACAUACAGCCCGACGUCAAGAGUCCGCCGUAACCCAUCACAAGCCGAUCCAGGACCCCGCGACACGCCCAGAGUGUUAACUGCGAUCCACCAGCACGCCCGAAGUACCAGGGCAGCCAGUAGUAACCGACGUAGUGCACGACUAACCGUUUGCAUAUACGCCGACGAUACCAAGACACCUGCCACGCACGGUACCAGGAACGCCGCAGUCAGUGAGUGUUUACGACCGACACCAGCCACCGACUCCAUUGCCACCACUGGAUUCAUCGAUUAGAAGUUAACGUACCUCCCCUCAUCCCCCCACUGAACAAUUGAUCGAGUUGUGUCAAAACCCGGGUACGAUAUAUCAUUGUAGCCACUUCCCGCGAGCCACGCGCAGUGAUAUAUCUACCCCGCCCACACAUUUAUUGUGAAACGCCAACAUCGCCAAAACAUUCCCGUUAUUGUAAAUAGUACCAGGCUUUCGCCGGUCGCACCGAGCUCUCACAGCGACGGUCCGUCUAUUUAGGCCGGCCGUCGCACCCGUGAACUUCGCAGCCCCCCGUUUGUAUAUAAAUUAUAUUUUAUGAAAAUAAAGGAUAAGACGUGAUA